Molecule: messenger RNA, 2152 nt
Organism: Priapulus caudatus
Lineage: Eukaryota; Metazoa; Priapulida; Priapulimorpha; Priapulimorphida; Priapulidae
Product: glutamate--cysteine ligase regulatory subunit-like
Exons: 7
Coding region: 236-1045 (269 amino acids)
Biological process (GO): glutathione biosynthetic process
Cellular component (GO): glutamate-cysteine ligase complex
Molecular function (GO): glutamate-cysteine ligase catalytic subunit binding; enzyme regulator activity
Source: RefSeq, a predicted model, not a curated record
AUAAAUUGAUGUGCACACAUCUUACAAUGAACACUUACGAAAUUCAGUCUAUCUAUACCUCGUAAGUUGUGGUUCGAUACAUGAGCAUUAGUUUGUGUUUAUCGCAUUAAAGAUAAGAGAACAGUAUAUAUAAGGCGCUGACGGCAUUUAGCCUUUACAAAUUACAAGUUUACCGUUUAUGUAGACUUCGACCCGAUCGUAGCACAUAGCAUAGCACAAGCACUUGAAGCAGGAGAUGGCAGAGCCGAAUGUAAAUCCUCAUCAUAUCCAGCUAAAGGCUGCAGAAAAUCUUAUUAUACACACAGGGAACAUCGCAAGUUGGAGUCGCCUACGAAUGACAACAACGUCUCCGGCAGAAGAGCUGGUAGAGAGUAUUAGAGCAACCUUGCAAGCAUGGUCGCCUUUGGUAAACAAUGAGGAAAUUCAGGCACAGACUACUGUGCAGGCCUGCCACGGCACAUACAUAGAAAAAGUGUCAGAUGCAGAACGUAGUCAACUGAAAUUGACAGUUAAACUAUUCAUGACACAAUGGGACCCAGAAGCAAUUAAAGAAGGUGUUAAACGAACGCUCUGUGAGCUGGGCGUGUCUCAGCUGGAUGUGCUCAUCCUCGCGUGUCCGGACACGCCCGACGACGAGAUGUCGCUCGAUCUCAUCAAGCCGCUGUGGCUCAUACUCGAGGGCAUGGUCGAACAGCGCCUCCUACUGUCGCUCGGCAUCGCCGACCUGCAGAAGGAAACACUCGAGCAGCUUUACAACUGGGCGAAGGUGAAGCCAAACAUUGAUCACUGGAACUCGGUGUUGUGCUGCGUGAUGCCUGAGGACCUAGUUGCGUUUGCCAAGCAACAUGACAUUCAGCUGCUGUCGCACAGUGAUGAGAGAAACAUUCUGCUGUCGGAAUCGCUGCAAGCAGUCGUCAGCUCUACGUGCAGUGAUCAGGCAGGCGAGCGAUGGCAGACGCACUGGGUCUUGCGCUAUGCUCUGAUUGUGCGCUCGCGCGGUAUUCUCACGUCCAAGGGCUACAUCGUCAAGGCUACACGAUCCUAGACAUGCAUAGCUGCCCAGUGUUGCUGCUAUCAUGGUCCGUUCUUGGCACUGCCAUGUUACCCCGUUAUGGUGAUGCUGAAUAAGAAGCAUCGUGCAUUUAUCAAGAGUUUUGAUUAUAUAGAGAAAUUUUGUAUAACCAUGAGAAAUAUACGUUGUCUUUCAGUAAGCCGCUUGCAAUUGCUAUUACACACAAUAAUGUUCGUAUCAAUGUCAUUUCUGUCAUGGUGUAUGUUUAAUAUAUGCUAUUGGAUAGUUGGAGUAAUCCUGAAGCAGUGAACGUAAUUGAAUUAAAAUGCAUUCUGCCAUAGCCAGUAUGACUUAUUAAAUAGUGUGACAUUCAUGUUUGACCAGAAAAAUGUCAGGUUGAAUAGCAUAAAGUAUACUGAUAUUGGGAUCAAUAUUUGAAGCUUAAAUUACCUGGAAGAUGCUAGAGCUAUGCUAAAUGUUACUGCAUUUACUGUGUUGUACGUUUAUAGUUAUUUUCUGUUCAAUAGAUCUCUAUUUUCAAUACAAUCACCUACAGAAACCUGUUGAGAAGCUGUCUAUAAUACAUUAAUGGCUGAAUCCUUAAAGUUGACACGUGUUACACUUUUACAUUUUAUUUCUGUUAUACACUUUGUUGAAUUAUAUAUAAAUAGUUAUUUUGAAAUAGCAGCAUUUUGUGUCUGCUUUUGCAUAAAUUUAUAAUCUCCCAUUUUUAAUCCAAUUUCUGAGUCGUAUAUGAGUAACAUAUGUCAGUGUCCUAAGGAAGUGUAUAUCAUCUGUGAUGUGGGACAUCUGUAUAAUUUGACAGCGUGUAUACACUUGUUAAUGUCAGGUCUGCAAUGCGAAAGGUUUCCAUGUCACAUUGAUGUCUUUUGUUAUCCUGUAAGUGUCAUUGUGUUCAGUUAGGGAACCGUACAUUGCAGAUACUGAUGAUUUUAAAAUGUCUUAUGAAAUUAUUUGUGCAGGUGGUAAUACUGCAAAUAUUUACAGGCUAGUAACUAACAUGCUACUGUGGUCUCACUUGUUUGUUGUGAUUUGAGUAAUUUCUUAUCGUUCCCUUGUCCAUAUGUUUGUUUAUGUCACAUAGUAGGUGGUGGGUGGAAAAAACGAAGAUUAUCGCUA